Messenger RNA from Diabrotica virgifera virgifera (western corn rootworm), 3637 nucleotides. It is a transcript of the gene Dsp1, whose product is annotated as high mobility group protein DSP1. Gene Ontology annotation, biological process: regulation of transcription by RNA polymerase II. Gene Ontology annotation, cellular component: nucleus. The record is from RefSeq and is a predicted model, not a curated record. The transcript has 5 exons. Gene Ontology annotation, molecular function: DNA binding, bending. Lineage: Eukaryota; Metazoa; Arthropoda; Insecta; Coleoptera; Chrysomelidae. The coding region runs from base 36 to 1739 and encodes 567 amino acids.
AAAUGGCCUGGUAGAUUACAAAAAUUAGUUAAAUCAUGACAACCAACAACACAAUACCUGGAAGGAGAAGAUUACUGAAAGACUUCUACAGAAGCGUAAUUUUAUCAGAGAAGUGUGCUGUGACGUUUCUUCGCGAACACGGACUUCUUGACGAAGCAGAUGAUAAUCAACCUUGCCAUCGUUGUGGAAGUGUCAUGCAACAGAAGACACGAAGCGAUCGAGGUAAAGAAGCAAGGCUAGUUCUGCGUUGUCCUCGCAAAGGCUGCCAAGUAACACGGUCCGUUCGAACGGGUAAUGAAUAUUUUCACAAUUUUUACACCGAUCUCAACGACAGGGUCAGUUCGAAGCUGUCCCUAUGCGGUAUGUUGGAAAUAAUGUUUUUCUUCGUGGAAGAUAUUCCAUUAACCACGACAGUUCAGCUAACGGGGAAGGCAACGGAUACUGUAACCGAAUGGUACAACAUGUUCCGAGAAAUUUGUGCAGCCAUCGUGUCGAGUAGAGACUUGAUGGUAGGAACAAUCGAGAGCCCCAUUCAAAUUGAUGAAACGAGAUUCGAUGGUUACCGAAAAUACAAAAGAAAACGUAAGUCAGAAGAUGGUACUGGAGAAUCGGAGGAUAGCGAUGAUAAAGAGGAAAACCAUCGGAAUCACGGAGAACGGAUCGAUGGUCCUUGGUUGUUCGGGUUGAAAAAUCGGACAGACUGUCGUUAUUUUUUCGUCGAGCGAAGAGACGAGGAGACUUUGGUCCCUAUUAUCCAAAUGGAAGUUGCAUCAGGUUCCGUCAUAAAUUCUGAUGAAUCACCUGCUUAUGCAAACCUAAAUGAACUGGGUUUCGAACAUUGGACCACCACAACAGUGAACCACCAAAGACACUUUAUGGAUCCUGUAUCAGAAACGCACACACAGAGGAACGAGCGGUCGGCGUUAGAUGCAAAGAUUAUCAUGAAGAAAAUGCGUGGAGUACCGCGUCAAGAUCUUCAGUCUCAUUUGAACGAGUACUGCUGGAGGAUUCUGCGGAAAGAUGAAGAGGACCUGUUUCUCACAUUUUUAAGUGACGUCAAACAGGGUUUAGUACAAGCCUUGCAACAGCAUCAACAGAUACUUUCACAAGCUCCAAUACCUCACAAAGGAAGAAUGCCCCGUGCUAAGGCUGACGCUAGGCCCAGAGGCCGCAUGACUGCUUAUGCUUUCUUUGUACAAACAUGCAGAGAAGAGCACAAAAAGAAACAUCCCGAAGAGAACGUCGUCUUCGCUGAAUUCUCGAAGAAAUGCGCCGAAAGGUGGAAGACCAUGUUGGACAAGGAAAAGAAACGUUUCCACGAAAUGGCUGAAAACGACAAGAAACGUUACGACACCGAAAUGCAGAGCUACACUCCUCCCAAGGGAGAGAAGCAACGCGGCAAAAAGAGGAAGCAAAUAAAAGAUCCCAACGCACCCAAACGGUCUUUAUCUGCUUUCUUCUGGUUCAGCAAUGAUGAACGCGGUAAAGUUAAGGCUCAAAAUCCUGAAUAUGGUGUUGGAGACAUUGCCAAAGAAUUGGGUAGAAGGUGGGCUGAAGCAGAUCAAGAGGCCAAGGGCAAAUAUGAGGCUUUGGCUGAUAAAGACAAAGCCAGAUAUGAAAAAGAAAUGACUGCAUAUAAAAAGAAGAACAAUCCCGCCUUGCAACAAGUGGGACACCCAGUACCUGAGGAAGACGUAGAUGAAGAAGAUGAGGAGGUAGAUGAAGAUGAAGACGAGUAAACCUGUAAGAUAACCUCUCUCGUUUUAAGUCGCCUUCUCAUUCCUCUAUUGUAAAUAUACAUGUUAGCAAGUGUAUUAAUCAAGUUCUCAUUUUUUAUUUUUUACCCGAAACGAAAAUGUGUGUACUUACAAAACUGACAGUGUGUGAGUGACCGACAGAUAUCCGCCUUUCAUUCAUAUUUUUUUAUUUUUUUAAUCUGUCAUAUCCUCAAGGGCAUUAGCUUACAUUGUAAUAAACUGAUGUGUAACGGAUACUUUUUUGUAAUUUGUAAAAAAAGCAACUAGACCACUGACUUGUAUUUUAACAUUUAUUAACGACUGAACUCAAGACGGGUUAAUUUUGCUGCUGUUGUGAGCAAAUGUCCUAAAUACAUCUCAUCCAACAAUUUCCAUUUUAUUUUUUUAACGAAAUAAUACAAGAAUGUGUGUAGUGUAUUUUUUAUGAUUCGACAUGGAAUUUUCUUCCUCAGCACUGUCGUUAUUCAAAGGAUAGUGCAAAGGGUAUUCCCGAAUGGGGCUUCGUUAUAAUUCAGUUGGUGUUAGCUCUUUCGGAGGCCCUGUAGUUCGUAAACAAAAAUUUUUCUGUUGGGGUUGCAAAUUGACAUCAGUUCUGUUUGAAUUAGUUUUAGUUUUAACACUUUUGUAUCAAAAAAGACAAUAAAAUUUGACAUACAAUAAAUGGGGCUGAGCGAAGAAGUUCAGGUUUAUUUGUAAGCGAUUGAAACUUUCACCCGCUUGGAUUAAUAUAACAAAAAGUGUAACCAUGUUGAUUUUGCCAUAAUUUUAAUAUAGUUAAAAAGACUACCGUACCCUUUUUGCAGGAAUCGUUUUUCCAAGGGUGAAUUUUGACAAUCCAUUAUUCAUUAAAAUAAUUAAUAAAUUCAAAUCUUUGAUCAAAGUCGUUUGCAAUUUCAAUUUUUCUUUUAUAUUUUGUAGUAUCUGUAUCCUCCAGUUAUUUAUUUAUAAAAAACUGUUCUUUUAAGUUGUAUCACUUUUAGUGUAAUGUACUCUCUUCAUUAAAUAAAAAACAAAAGAAAUUGUUCCCCCUACGGUAUUUGCAGAGCAGAAUGUGUUUUUGUUUUCACUAUAAGAAUGUUCAUACCAAAGUUCUGGGAAUGAUCGCUGGAGCUCAUUUUGGCAUAAUCGUUUCCAUGAUUUGUUUAUAGUAUGUUCAAAGUGGACAAUAUUUUUAAGAUGGAUAUUCUUUGUAUAGAAUUUGUUGAUUUAAAGACAGAAAUGGGUUUAUGAGGGUAUAAAACAAUGGAUCAUCAAUCAUAGAUACACAAUCUAGAAUCUAAGGAAAUACAAUUUUUUGGCACAAGAUCAGCCACUACUUGUUGUGUAUUGUUCUUGUAAUAAUUUUUAUUAUGUGUUUCCCCAUUAGGGAUCAUUGUGUUGAUCGUGGCAUUAAAGUGUUCAGCUAAAAAUAUGGUCCAUUUCAAUGUAGGUGAAAUUAUCCACAGUAUUAUGACAACCAAUACGUACCCUCUAAUAUAUUCUUUGUUACAUUUAGAAGUACAAUGAUAAACUGUGAUUUUACAAUAAAAAUGAUAUAUUAGAUGGUUUCCGUUAGUACACAAUUUAUAAUUUCGCUUACAUUACACCCACAAACCACUUCCACUAACAGUUUUUUCUAUAAAAUUGUUAACUACGUUUGACACUUUACUCCUGUCAAAACUGGUGUACCAUAUUUACAACAAAUAUAUUAACUACUUAUUAGUUGUACUUCAUUGUAUUUUUAAUGUUAAUAUUUAAAUUUGUGUGUUCAUUAAAUGGACUUGAGGUUUCAUCCUUCAUCAGAUUGCUCUGUGUUAUUUUAGGGAGAAGGAAAUAGAAAGCAAUGUUUGUUUUUUAUAUCUGAUAGGAAUAAUAAAAAAAUAAUAAAAUUUUCAAUAAAA